GCUUUCUUGGAGAGCACGGUCCAAUGUCAAUGUAACACAUAUGCAUGCACGUGGCUAAUGUGCAGUACAGCAGUAGUAGUUCAAGUGGUAGAAGCUGUCCAACCGCUGAAUCGGACGAAAUGCGGACAAAAUCAUAAACGAAAGAAGAAAUAAACUGAUUAUUUUAAGCUUGUAGUCAGCGAAGAAGACAUUCUAGUUACAUCUGUCUCAAGGCUCAUGUGACAACAUGGGUAAAAAUAAGACCAAAAACCAGAAGACCUCACGUCAAAAGGCUAAUCAGUUGGCGGAGGAGACCUUUGGCUCAGUCCCACACAGCUUUGUCUUCCACAGGGGGAAAAUUGGCAAGAAUGUCGGUCAGCUUGUGUCGGACAUGCGGCAGGUCAUGCAGCCAUACACGGCAGAGUCAUUAAAGGUGCGGAAAAAGAAUGUCCUUAAAGAUUUUGCGACGGUGGCGGGGCCACUGGGAGUGACACACUUUGCCAUCUUUACCAAAACAAAAACCAGCGUGAACUUGAGACUGGCUCGCAUCCCUAAAGGCCCCACGCUACAUUUUAAUGUCAGCAAGUAUGCCCUCGUCAAGGAUGUGGUGUCAUCCCUGAAGAAACACAGAAUGCAUGAGCAGCAGUUCACCCACCACCCACUGCUGGUGCUAAACAACUUUGGUGUAGAGGGCAUGCAUGUCAAACUAAUGGCCACCAUGUUCCAGAACAUGUUCCCAUCCAUCAACGUGCAUAAGGUAAAUCUUAAUAACAUUAAGAGAUGUGUCCUACUUAACUAUGAUCCAGCAUCACAGGAGAUAGAGUUUCGGCACUACAGCAUAAAGGUGGUGCCAGUGGGCAUGAGCAAAGGGGUGAAGAAGCUCAUGCAGGAGCGCUUCCCCAACAUGAGCAAGUUUGAGGACAUCAGUGAGCUGCUCCUCAAGGGGGCGAACCUGUCGGAGAGCGAGGCCGAGCUGGACGGCGAUCACAACAUCACAGAGCUGCCCCAGGCCUACUCCGGCCGCGGAAACAUGACCUCCCAGCAGAGUGCAGUGCGCCUAACAGAGAUUGGCCCAAGAAUGACACUGCAGCUGGUGAAGAUCGUGGAGGGCUUAGGGGAGGGCAACGUGAUGUAUCACUCCAUCGUAUCUAAGUCUGAGGAGGAGCUGAUGGAGAUUCUGAGGAGGAGGGAGGUGCGUCUGAAGGAGAAAGCGGAGCGCAGGAUGAAGCAGGAGGAGAACAUCGCCCUAAAAAAAGAGCAGAGGGAGGCGAACAAAAAGAAGAGCCUGGAAGGCAUAAAGAGGAAGAAGCUGCAGGCUGGUGGAUCAGACGACAGUGAGGUGGAGGAUCCAGGGGCGCAGGACGACAAGCCUGCCAAGGCAGAAUCAUCUGAGGACGAGGCCGAGUACUACAGACAGGCUGUGGGGGAAGACCCUGAUGAAGAUAUGUUCCCAGCUGCUAAGAGGAAACGUGACCCCAGCAGGUCUCCUGGACCUUUCAAGAAGAGGAAAAUGUCAGCAGGAAGGGGUGCCCCUUUAAGCGGCAACGACAGGAAGAAGCCAGGCUCAAAAUCUUUCACCAAGCCAGGAUUUGGAGGGAAGAAGAUGGGGCAAGGAGGCAAGAGGUUCGGGGGCAAAAAGAUGCAAGAGGAAGGUGGGAAGUUUGGGGGCAAGAGAAUGGGUGGUGGCGGCAAAAAGUUUGGAGGCAGAAACACAGGAGAAGGACGCAGAGACUUCCAGGGAAGGAAUGCAAAGGGUGGUGGUGGCGGCGGCUCUAAAUUUAAAGGCCCCAAAAAAGGAGGGGGGAGGCAAGGCUUCAAACAAAAGAAAGGGAGGAGUUGAUUGCUAUUAUACUGUACCAAUAGUCCCUGGAUGGCUGCAAUCCCAGGACUGAACACUCGGUGGCACUGUGGCUCUGCUGAGAGCUCUGAUUGUCACUAUGCAUUGAGAAGCUGUGGAUCUUGGUGAGAUCAAUGUGUUUGUCUUUCUGUGCCUUGUAAAAAAUAUGUAUCGUCUGUAAACUCAUUGCCAUUAAAAUGUGUACAUUUUGGUUAAA
This is a messenger RNA of Alosa alosa (allis shad), 2033 nucleotides long. It is a transcript of the gene ppan, whose product is annotated as peter pan homolog. Gene Ontology annotation, biological process: rRNA processing; ribosomal large subunit assembly. Bases 227 to 1819 code for a protein of 530 amino acids. The transcript has 12 exons. Gene Ontology annotation, cellular component: preribosome, large subunit precursor. The record is from RefSeq and is a predicted model, not a curated record. Lineage: Eukaryota; Metazoa; Chordata; Actinopteri; Clupeiformes; Clupeidae. Gene Ontology annotation, molecular function: rRNA binding.